ACGUGCGAGCGAGUCGAGAGGAACGUGGAAUUGCGGCGACGACGACGCCGAUAGGCAGUUCCGUUGUGCCCGCGGGGGCAGCAAGCGGCGUCCUGCCGCCCGCACAGAGCGGCCCUCCCCCCCCCCUCCUCCCCCUCUCACUGUCGCUGCGUGCUGCUUGUGGGCAGCGCGAGCCUAGCGCGUCGCCCGCUCCGCCGGGCUCCUGCAGUGACUCACGGCGGCAGGCGGCGACGCCUCUGCGGCACGUGGACGCCGUGACGUCACAGGCCAAAUUAGGACCGUGACGUCAUCGCCAGCAGCAACCUUGCGCUAUCCACUGCUGUGCAUACCCCGUGCCACACAAUGAGUGGUUCUUUUUUUGUUUGGAACAUUUCGUCGUCGAGACAUGAACCUGGCAACAAAUGACCACUUCACAAUCGUCAGAGCAGCGAUGUCACACGUCAAUCAAUCAUCCAUACAUCACAAACUCCCCCCCCACUCCCGUUCAUCAUCAUCCACGUGCUGCCGCUGGUGGUGUUGGGAAUGCGCGCGGGCUGACUGCGUGCCCCACGCCACCCACGCAGCAGCGGCAGCCCCAUCCCUUGGGCGGCGAGCGACGCAGAACGUCGUGGCCUCCGGGUGGGCCGGUGUGGGUGAGGGAUGCGAGCGAGUGAGCGAGUCUUGUGGUUCAAGUCUGUCCUGCCCUCCACCCCUCCUCCCGGAGCCGCAGCCUAGCCCCUGCCUCUCCGCUCUGUCACUUGAAUCUCCCCUGCCCGGGUGAGGGUGGAGCGUGUCGUGUGUGCGUGUGUGUCGCCUGUGUGUGUCGUGUGCGGGCGGGCGGGCGGGCGGUCGGUCCCACUGCCUCGCUCACGCACGCCACGGGCACCGCUCACGGCCAGCCCGCCGACAUCUCUCCGCCUCCCUCGCUCGCUCUCCCCCGGCUGCUCGCGAUCGCCGAUCUCACGACCGCCGACUCCGUCGAUGCCUUCGGUGGUCACCUGCAGUCGAUCCCCACCGGCCCAGGGUACGCGGCGUUCGAGAUCCACGCCCGUGUCGUGCCAUCCUCGUGGUGGUUGGUUUCGUUUUGGUUUUUUUCCACUGCCUUUUCGUGCCGCGCCGUGUUCGAUGAGCCAGUGUCUUGAGUGUUCGGAUGAAAGUGUCCUCGUUUCUAUGUCAAACGCAAUCUAAAGUAGCAGGCAGAGAGAUAUGUUGUGUUUAUCUAUGUCAUAGAGACAUACAUACUUACACUCGGGGCUUAAUUUAUCACUGAAUAUUUUCUGAAUCGUUCAUAAAGUGGUUUUCUGGCUGUAGGUAUACUGGAUGUGGUGUGCUGGCUGGAAGUAUACUGGACGUGGUGUGGCUGACUAGCCCGAUCGGUGGAUACGCAACUAAGUGGACCCCUCGGUGGACGCCCUGGCUGGAGAGAUGAGGCCCUGCGAGUCGGAGGGAUGCUCGCCGUGCGAGUGACGCCGGGUCUCGCCGAGAGGGGGGCCAUGGUGUCGCAUGCCCUGGGGCCAGAGGGCCCCCCACCCUGCCAGCCCUACAGCAGGUACCAGGCGCUGAUGGGGUGCCAGGUGACCCCGCGCGACCCCGGGAGCCGGGACUUCGCGCGGCUCUCGUCGGCCGCACGAUCCGCGGCAAAAACCACGUCCACCGUCGCCUGCCGAGCCCGCCGGACCGACGGCACGGAGGGAACGACGGGCGGCGGCGCGACGGCGACCGGCAGCCCAACGGGGCGCCACCCCCCGCCGGCCCGAAGGCGCUCGGCGUGCCGGGCGUGCCGUGGCCGCUCGGCGGCGUGGCGAGCGGGGACCGGAGGAGCAGGGAGCUUCCCGAUGGCGGCAGCUCGGUGCCCCACGUGCCAGCCCCAGGGCCAGCCCCAGGGCCAGCCCCAGGGCUCGGCAGACGGCCCCUGGGUGGUGCGGGAGGAGAGGCUGCAGGAGGCGGCCACCAUCAUCCGUGCUGCCGUCCUCGCCUACCUCACCAGGCGCUGGUUCCUGCGGCUACGAGCGAGCGCCGUCCGCAUCCAACGCCGGUUCCGCGCCGUGCGGCGCCGCCGUGAGCGCUCGCGCCUCCGUCCGGCGCCGGCGACCCCGCCGACCGGGGCCCGCCGGGCCCGUCCCGGUCGGCGCCGGCCACCCUCCCCCUCUUCCGCCGGCGGCACGCCGCGGCUCCCCGGACGCGACGGCGCCCGUGUGGGUGCACAGAGACGCCGCGGCGGCCGACGCGGCCGACGCGGACGACCGGCGUCGCCAGCGGCGAAGGGAACGUCGGACUCGCCGCCGCGACGGCGCUCGACGGGCAGAGCGUCGUCCUGGCGCCCUCCGCCCCGGCCGCUCGCCCCCAGCAGGGGGAGUUGGCGCCACCGCGUCCGCCUCGAUCCGCCCACGGGCACGAAGGCGGCGGUGGCGGCGGCGACGCCGAUGAAGACGACGCGGUGGUUCCUGAGCGAGGAGCUGCGGAGGCCCGGCUACACCCGCGUGUUCCUGCCGCGCCGCGCCGCCGCCGCCGCGGUCGCGGGCGGCCCGCCGGCGGCGGCGGCGGCGGCGGCGGCCCCGUCGCCGGACGCGCUGUCGUGCCGCAGCGACGACGAGUGGAGCUGGCGCCGCGGCGACUCGCUGGAGGGGGGCCACGGCGCGCGGGCCGACGCGGCUGUGUCGCUGCGCCGGGGCCGCCGCCUCCUGUCCCCCGACCGCGAGUUUCCGCUACUCGGCUGCACGGGGGAUCUCUGUCUUUGCGUGCAGCUGUUCGAGGACUCGGACGGCGCCCCGGACGAGGACGAGAUCCUGGCGUCGCGCCGCGGCUGCGUGACGAGCGGUGCCGCCGUGCGGCCCUACCACUCGAGCCACCUGAGCAUGCGCGGCGGGCCGAUGGGGCUGUGGAAGCGGCGCUGGUGCGUCCUCCGCGGGGACACCUUCAUGUGGUUCCGCACCAAGCAGGACUCGCUCAAGGCCGGCUGGCUGCUCAAGCUGCAGGGCGGCGGCGGCGGCGCCGCGAGGGCCCCCGGGGCUCGCGGCGCCGUCUGGAAGCGCCGCUGGUUCGUGCUGCGGCGCGACGCGCUGCUGUGCUACGACAGCGACUAG
Messenger RNA from Petromyzon marinus (sea lamprey), 3062 nucleotides. The record is from RefSeq and is a predicted model, not a curated record. Lineage: Eukaryota; Metazoa; Chordata; Hyperoartia; Petromyzontiformes; Petromyzontidae.